CUAAUCGCCGGCAACUACGUCGUUUACAAUAUGGCCACCUGCAACGGCUAUACCACCUCCGACGCAAAGAUGCCGUCGCGACCGUACUUGAUGGCCGAUGGCGUACGGCCUACGCUGACUCCACGAAGCGCCGGGACAAUUUCAAUUCACACUGGUUUGACGUCCUCCAGACCCCGGCUGCCGUCGACGCCAGACCACCAAUGUCAUUCUUAGAGAGUAACGCCACACUCGUGAAUCCCAUCUCAAUUGACGAAACCGAGAGCUUUAAGGAACUUGGAAGGAUGCUCACCCGGAGUCGACCGCGGCACUGUGGGAGACCUUCGCCGCUUACCGGGAAGCUACCUAGCUGCUUUUCUAAACUGUCUUCUAGCCGCCUGCCCAUUUCCCAGCCACAUAAACGUGGCCCGGAUAACGUUUGUGCCCAAGUUUCCGGGAGCGAUCGAACCAGGCGACUUUCGUCCUAUCUCAGUGACUUCCGUCUUCACCAGGCAGUUACACAAAAUCCUGACUGAUCGCUGGCUUCCUUCCUUCCCGCUAGACCGCCCACAAUUUGGAUUCGUCAAAAAGGACGGCAGUUUUGAGGCGCCGGCUAUCCUGCACGCCUGCAUGCGACAUGCCCACUCGAACUGCCGGAACCUAUCCUUCGCUACCCUCGACAUAUCUAAAGCAUUCGACCUGGUAUCACACGACUCUCUCCUACGCGCCGCCGAAAGUUUUGGUGCCCCCACUCACUUACUCAACCACCUACGCAGCUAUUACCAUACAGCAACUUCCCGGAUAGACGACUGCGACUUCCAUCCCAAUCGUGGAGUCAGGCAAGGUGAUCCGCUCUCUCCUUUGUUGUUUAUAAUGACUCUGGACGAGGUGCUUAAGUCAACCACCCACUUCGGUUGGCAAUCGCCGGGUGGAACGAUCGACUACUUGGCCUAUGCAGAUGACGUCAUCCUGCUCGCCCAAGACCGGGCCAACCUUGAAACUAGGGUCGAAUGCCUGGCGUCAUCGCUGGAACUGGUGCGGUUGAAGUUGAAUCAGCUGAAGUCAAGAGUG
Dicrocoelium dendriticum is the source of this 1047-nucleotide messenger RNA. NCBI's taxonomy places the organism in Eukaryota, Metazoa, Platyhelminthes, Trematoda, Plagiorchiida, Dicrocoeliidae. The record is from the annotation of a GenBank genome assembly.